Messenger RNA from Portunus trituberculatus (swimming crab), 3009 nucleotides. Its product is annotated as glycine-rich cell wall structural protein 1.8-like. Gene Ontology annotation, molecular function: chitin binding. Gene Ontology annotation, cellular component: extracellular region. The record is from RefSeq and is a predicted model, not a curated record. Lineage: Eukaryota; Metazoa; Arthropoda; Malacostraca; Decapoda; Portunidae.
AGUGGAGGAGGCAUCAGCAUCUCCCUGCACUCUCCAGCCUUCACUCCUCCUCUCCUCUCCUCAAUCAUCGACGAGUUUUAAGCCCCACGACUCGAAAACCUCCUUUGGUCCUCAACGAAACGAAAUAAUGAAGAUGAUGCGGCAGUUGGUGUUUGCAGCUCUGAUCGGAGCCUCCCUGGCCAUCAACCUUAACUACCUGACACCCACCAACGGCUUCAACGGAAACGGCGCCAAUGGUAAUGGAUACAACGGGAAUGGCGUCAACGGCAAUGGCUUUAACGGAAACGGCCGCAACGGUAAUGGGUACAAUGGCAAUGGCGUCAAUGGCAACGGUUACAACGGCAAUGGAGUUAACGGGAAUGGCGUGAGGAACGGCUACAACGGGAAUGGAGCCAAUGGGAACGGCUUCAACGGAAAUGGAGUCAACGGGAACGGCUACAACGGUAAUGGAGCCAACGGGAACGGCUUCAACGGGAACGGAGUCAACGGGAACGGCUACAACGGCAAUGGAGUGAACGGCAACGGCUUCACCAACGGAGUCAACGGUAACGGAUAUGGCAACGGUAACGGUUUCAACGGCGCUGUUAACGGGUACGGCGUGGACCCCAUCACCGCCCUCAGCAGUGCCAUUGGCGGCGGCGGCGUGGCUGGCGUCGACUACCCCAUCCUUGCCUCCGUUCCCUUCACUGGCUUCUCCUGCGCUGGUCAGAUCCCCGGUUACUACGCCGACACUGCCCCUGAAGCUGGCUGCCAGGUGUUCCAUAUCUGCCAAGCUGACGGCCGCCAAGACUCCUUCCUCUGCCCCAACGGCACCGUGUUCAACCAGCAGUACUUCGUGUGUGACUGGUGGUACAACUUCGACUGCUCCACCGCCGCCCAGUUCUACGGCCUCAACGCCAACAUCGGAGUCGUCAACGGCGCCAACGGAUACGGCAGCAGCAACGUGGUCAACGGUAUCAUCAAUGGCAACGGAAUUUAUACUAAUGGUGCUAACGGCAACGGUGCUGUCAACGGCAACGGCAACGGUUACACCAAUGGCAACGGUGCUGUCAACGGCAACGGCAACGGUUACACCAAUGGCAACGGUGCUGUCAACGGCAACGGCAACGGUUACACCAACGGCAACGGUUACACCAAUGGCAACGGUGCUGUCAACGGCAACGGCAAUGGUUACACCAACGGUAACGGCGCUGUGAAUGGCAACGGAGCUGUCAACGGCAACGGCAACGGCAACGGCAAUGGCAACGGCAACGGCGCUGUGAACGGCAACGGGAACGGUUACACCAAUGGCAACGGCGCUGUCAACGGCAACGGCAAUGGUUACACCAACGGCAACGGUGCUGUUAACGGCAAUGGUUACACCAAUGGCAACGGCGCUGUCAACGGCAACGGCAAUGGUUACACCAACGGCAACGGUGCUGUUAACGGCAAUGGUUACACCAAUGGCAACGGUUAUUCCAACGGCGCUGUCAACGGCAAUGGCAACGGUUAUUCCAACGGCAACGGCGCUGUCAACGGCAACGGCAAUGGUUACACCAACGGUAACGGCGCUGUCAACGGCAACGGCAACGGUUAUUCCAACGGCAACGGCGUCAACGGCAACGGUUACACCAACGGCGCUGUCAACGGCAACGGCAAUGGUUACACCAACGGUAACGGCGCUGUCAACGGCAAUGGCAACGGUUACUCCAACGGCCGCGUCAACGGCAACGGCAACGGUUACUCCAACGGACGCGUUAACGGAAAUGGUGCUGUCAACGGUAAUGGUUAUUCUAACGGUCGUGUAAAUGGCAACGGUUACUCCAACGGUCGAAUCAACGGAAACGGCCGUGUCAACGGCAACGGUGCUGCCAAUGGCAAUGGUUACACCAAUGGAGUCAACGGUAAUGGAGUCAAUGGCAACGGAUACACGAACGGAGUGAAUGGCAAUGGAGCUGUUAAUGGCAACGGUUACACCAACGGCGUCAACGGUAACGGAGUUAAUGGCAACGGUUACACCAACGGCGUCAACGGUAAUGGAGUUAAUGGCAACGGUUACACCAACGGCGUCAACGGUAACGGAGUUAAUGGCAACGGUUACACCAACGGCGUCAACGGUAAUGGAGUUAAUGGCAACGGUUACACCAACGGCGCUAACGGUAAUGGCGCUGUCAACGGUAAUGGUGCUGCGAACGGCAACGGCAACGGAUACUCGUACCAGCCCCCCAGCGUUCCCGCCAACCUGUACCAAACCCCACGAGGCUGAGGCGACGCCCGCCCCCUGACGCCCACCUUGGCGCCCAAUCCCACCCUGAUGGCGACCACCCAACCACACAGCCACACACACCCACACACAUCUCACCCACCUCACACACACCUGAGCCUCACACGCUGAGGGGACGCAGUGCAGCGGUAACGAUGCAAACAAACGAUGAAGAAAAUUGUUGAAUAAAAAAAAAGGAAAAAAAAGGAAAACGAUAAACAAAAACAAAAAAAAAAUAAUAAAAAAAACAAACCAGGAAUAUUCAAAGACUAGGGAAGCGACCAUGCACUGUUCUGCCUCUCGCUGCAGGUUCCCACAGGUGUUGCCAAAUUCGCAUAUAACUAUUCACUAAUAAUAAGCAAAUGUUCUGUAUUCUUCAUAUAUUAUAAGGAAACCCACACAAGAUUCACUCUCAGAAAAGAAGUAAGAUAUAAAUAUUCAUCAUUUGAGUUUCCCGUCUUGUUUAUCUGCUAAAAUUAACUACCAGUAUCAAAAGAACUAGAUGAAAUAAUUCUAGAGCCUGAAAUUUUCCCGCUUUCUCUAUAUUGUCUAAUUGAUUACCUGUACAUUUGGCUGCCAGGUGAACAUCUCUAUCUUGGGUGGGUUUCAAGUGCCAAAGGGCUGAGCUUCCCGUGCCUCACUCUGUCCUUCCUCCAAUUCUUGUAGCUACAUAAUUUAUUGCUUCAUAGACACCCUUCCCCAUGAACACUAAAUUAUUGACGUCUGUCUACGAAUCAUCGAAGAAAAUCAAAUAAAAAGAAAGGAUA